AUGGGGAGCACAUCUAGCAAAAAAAUACCUCAAUGUAUUACCCUUACAUUCUCAAUCCUUGAUUGAACGACUCUAUUUAAAAUUAAUUCCAUCCUUGAUCGACGAUUUUCAUAUAAUAUAAGCUUUUUUUAAUAAAACCAAUAAUAAAAUCAUAUUACUACAUAAAUAAUUUAUUUCCAAGAUAUUUAUGACUAUAACAAUAACUAAAGGAUUUAGUAAAAGGACGGAAUCUAAUAAUCAAAAUACAAGCCAGCCAAGGUACAAAAUAAAGAGAAGCACAACAGAACUGCCGAAAUUUGGACUCGGUGUCAAAAAUUUAAAAUCAGCUCAUAAUCGUCGGCGAUCUCUCGAUGAGAACCCCGAUAUUAUUUUUGAAGUUGAAAACAUAAGCAAGCCUGUCCUGCCAGCAUAUUUAAGUAAUAUUGACAUCACAAAUAUUACAGUUUUUUUUACAUCUUCUGAGGCAAUUCAAGGAAAAUGAAACUACCUAUUAAAUAAAAACAGAAUUGAAUUUGACGAAAACAGCAAUAAAACAAUAGAAAAAGCCUUUAUUACAGGCCAAAAUUCAUGCAAAAUUAUAUUAAACCAAAAAGAAGCAAAAAUAAAAUUUUUGGAAAAUAGCCUAUGGCUGCCAGAAAGCAAUGACUCAUAUAAACUAGCCCGAGAAAGCUCAGCAUCAGAAAGGUUCUGAUGGCAAGCUGCGGAUGGCUCUUAUAGGCCACUAGUAAAAAAAAUCGAAGAGAUCCUUACAUACACAGAUGGGGAGUUCCCAUUUCUGCUUGAUGGUGAAGCAUUUCACAUCAGCAUCCACAAGAAAAAACUAGUCGAGUUGUGUACAGGGAUAGAGCAUAUUAUAACUCUGAGGUAA
Messenger RNA from Blepharisma stoltei, 868 nucleotides. Lineage: Eukaryota; Ciliophora; Heterotrichea; Heterotrichida; Blepharismidae. The record is from the annotation of a GenBank genome assembly.